This is a messenger RNA of Aegilops tauschii subsp. strangulata, 1128 nucleotides long. The record is from RefSeq and is a predicted model, not a curated record. Lineage: Eukaryota; Viridiplantae; Streptophyta; Magnoliopsida; Poales; Poaceae.
CAAAUCCUGGCAGCAACAGGGAGGGAUGGCAACAACAACAUCUUCCCUAUUGCAUUUGGUGUUGUUGACAAGGAGGAGACAGAUAGUUGGACUUGGUUUCUUACACAGUUAAGGACAAUAAUUGGUAGUGGCAACAAGUUUGGGCCCUACACAAUUAUGUCAAACAGGCAAAAGGGUCUGCUCAAUGCAAUAGAGGAUGUAUUUCCUGAUUCCCCUCAAAGAUUUUGUUUAAGACACAUAAAUGCCAACUUUCAAUCAGCUGGGUUUAGAGGGGAUGAAUUGAAAAAACAUCUAGACCAGGCUGCAUAUUCUUUCACUAAGCAUGGGCAUGAUCUGGGCAUGGAAGCAUUGAAGAAAGAGAGUGAGGAGGCAUGGAAGUGGUUGUCCAACAUACCAGUCCAUACUUGGGACAGGCAUAGAAUGGAUACUAUAUGCAAGACAGACCUUGUUGUAAACAAUCUUAGUGAAGUUUUCAAUAGGAUGAUUCUGGAUGUUAGGAACAAGCCCAUAAGGACAAUGCUUGAAGGAAUGAGGACAAAACUCAUGAUCAAGUUUCAGAAGAUUAGGGAGAAGACAGAGGCAUGUAGGUGGGAUAUCACACCCACUUACUCUGAGAUAUUGGAGGAGGCCAAGAAGUGGGCAAAAUAUUGUGAUGCAUAUAUGGCUGGACCAGGCAUUUGGCAAGUUACAAGUAGUUCAGAAAAGACCUACUGUGUAAACCUAAACAACUACACUUGUGACUGCAGGAGGUGGGAUAUGACAGCUGUUCCAUGUAGUCAUGCUAUAGCAGCAAUGCAGAAGGUGAAGCUACACCCUGAAGAUUUUGUCCAUGAGUUCUUCAAGAAGCCCCUCUACUGUGAAACCUACAAGCAUAUUAUAUACCCUGUUCCAGGCCCUGAUUGUUGGCCACACACCAUGGGGGAUGACAUAUCUCCUCCAGUAUUCAAAGAAAAGAAGGGUAAAAAGCAGACAGCUAGGAGGAAAGGACAUUUUGAGGUGCCUGCCAAGAAGGAUACAUCAAGAAUUGGGACAGUGACCUGUAGCAAUUGCAAUAUGCAAGGUCACAGAUAUACCACUUGUGGUGUUCCACUGAAACCCAAACUGCAGAUGAGAAAGAAUAAUCACCAG